Messenger RNA from Sesamum indicum (sesame), 1160 nucleotides. RefSeq names its product cell number regulator 6. NCBI's taxonomy places the organism in Eukaryota, Viridiplantae, Streptophyta, Magnoliopsida, Lamiales, Pedaliaceae. The record is from RefSeq and is a predicted model, not a curated record.
AAGUAGCAAGUCUUUCGUGUUGAGUAGAAAUAGUGCGUUAAACCCGAAAAAGAAACAAAGAAUUCUACAGGAAUUCAAUUUCCAUACCAAAUAACUCAGUCCCGAGUCUUCGCCGUUUUCAAUUCUUCCUUUGCAUCUCGCUAAAAUCUAAUUGCAUUAUUAAGCGAUUACUCCACGCUCGUUGACUCGUACACGUUCAUCUACUUCAAUUACAAGGCAAAACUGUGAUCUUGUAAAGAAUGGCGGAGGAAGUAAGUCACCCGUCGAGGUAUGUCAAAUUGACGAAAGAUCAAGCGCCGAUGGAGGAUAUUAAACCCGGAGAGCUUAAUCAGCCCAUUGAUGUUCCUCAGUUGCAUGUUCGCAAGUGCAAUGAAUGCGGACAGCCUUUACCAGAAAGCUAUCAGGCUCCUGCAGAUGAACCUUGGACAACAGGGAUUUUUGAUUGUGCGGAGGAUGCAGAAAGUUGCAAGAUGGGACUAUUUUGCCCUUGUGUUCUGUUUGGCCGCAAUGUUGAACAAAUUAGAGAAGAUACUCCAUGGAAUGGACCAUGCAUUUGUCAUGCCAUUUUUGUAGAGGGUGGCCUUGCAUUCGCUGCCGCAACGGCAGCCCUACAUGGAAUCAUUGAUCCAAGGACAACAUUUCUCAUUUGUGAGGGUUUGUUUUUUGGUUGGUGGAUGUGUGGAAUAUACACUGGCCUCAUGCGGCAGUCAUUGCAGAAGAAAUAUCAUCUCAAGAACUCGCCCUGUGACCCUUGCUUGGUUCACUGCUGCAUGCACUGGUGUGCCUUGUGCCAGGAGCACAGGGAGAUGAAGGCACGCCUAUCCGAUGAUGCCAUCAUGCCAAUGACUGUAGUUAAUCCACCACCAGUUCAGGAGAUGAAUGCAGCUGGUGACAACCAGGGUUCAGCGUCAACCUCUGCAAAUGGUGGGGAGCAAGUUCAUGUUGAGAUGCAAGCUUUAUAGAACCUCAUUCUUACUUCCAGAUGCCCCUGAAGCCUGAAUAUUUUCAGUUUCCUUAUUUUCCAAUUUGAUUAUAGGAAACAGAUGACUUUAUACGACUUUUGAAGACCCUUUUGGCAGGACAUUGUAAAUUUUAGAUGUUUUACAUUUCUGUCAAAGUUGCAAGAGUAAUGUGAGCUUUAUACUAGCUGUUUGCAUGUA